Atta colombica is the source of this 2025-nucleotide messenger RNA. RefSeq names its product beta-1,3-galactosyltransferase 6 (gene beta3GalTII). The record is from RefSeq and is a predicted model, not a curated record. The coding region runs from base 705 to 1709 and encodes 334 amino acids. Gene Ontology annotation, biological process: glycosaminoglycan biosynthetic process. The transcript is spliced from 4 exons. Gene Ontology annotation, cellular component: membrane. NCBI's taxonomy places the organism in Eukaryota, Metazoa, Arthropoda, Insecta, Hymenoptera, Formicidae. Gene Ontology annotation, molecular function: UDP-galactosyltransferase activity.
GAACUCUUGGGCUAAUGUUCUUAAUUGAUACAUUCGCCAAGAUCCAGAGAGUACCAAAAGCUAAAAUCGGCUAGUUGUUGCAGAUCGAGAAUUUAUAUUAUGGAUUUCGGAAUUGUCUCGUCAUUGUCAAACGAGUCGGUACUUCAUAGUUACGGUGGUCUCAUUUCUCACGGAAAUAUCAUCACAGCGAAAUAUAUCAUCGAGGGCUGAAGAUUAUAAUGCAAACGAAGACGAAGCGCGAGAACUGUAAUUAAAGACUCGGUCUUUCUUUUCUCUGAUAUUUAUUUUAUAUUUUUGAAUUACAUCUACACGUGUAUGCAAUUUGUAUCGCAAUUCUGAGAUCGAAGGUGUUUCAGUUUACAGCACUGGCUGUGCGAAUUUGAAAGUCUGUCAGGAGUUCAUCAUCAGAAGUUCUACAUCAGAAGCGUGAAGAAUUUAUCAAGUGCGGAUGCUAAAAUCUUGAAAAUUUCUGAUGAAACUAACUAGAUUAAUAGAUAAUAAUUAUUAACAAAGUUUUGUAUUUAUUCAACAGAAUUUGUGUUUAUUCAUUCUACGUGGAGGUAGGUACAGAAGGUUGGAGAUUUGAGAAAGAAUCAGAAAGCGAAUUAUUACUAGCCGUGUUAUCUCCGAGAAGAGGUCUGGUUAUGCGAAUUUGAUCGACGUGCUCUCGUGAUUUCUUCCCACGGCGUUCCCCAAACUGACUCAUGACAUAUUUGCGACUUGAUCUCAUGCCUAAACUCCAGUCGAUCAUGCGGCGGAGGUUCCUCGCCCGGACAAACGUCCUCGCGUUCCUGUUCGCAGUAGUCUUCGUCUUCCUGUGCGUGCGCUACCUGCCCGAGCGGGACUGUCAAUCAAACCGACAGACUUCAGGAAGCAAGCUCAAGCAUCGGCUGAUUGCCCUGAUUCUAAGCAGCCCAGACAACCUAGAGCGCCGUAAUACCAUCAGGAAGACCUGGCUGACCGAGCACGAUGCUACAGUGAAGCACUUCUUUGUCAUCGGCACUCAGGAUAUCCUACCCGAGCAGAGGAAUACUUUGCAAUCAGAGAAACAGAAAUUCGAUGAUCUGUUACUGUUGCCCAGGCUGCAGGACUCUUAUGGCACAUUGACGAAAAAGGUUCUCCACACCCUGAAAGCCGUCCACGAGCAUUACGACUUCGAUUACCUGCUGAAAUGCGACGACGACUCGUACGUGCUGGUGCAUAAGAUCCUGAAGGAGCUCGACAAGUGGCAGAGCAAGGGCACUAAGCGAGAACUCUAUUGGGGUUUCUUCAAUGGACGAGCACAAGUGAAGAGGAGCGGUCCCUGGAAGGAAACCGAUUGGAUCCUGUGUGAUUAUUAUCUUCCUUAUGCCGUAGGUGGCGGAUACAUUCUGUCUUACAAUCUUGUCGAGUUCAUUGCUAAGAAUGCAGAUAUCCUUAAAUUACACAAUUCCGAAGAUGUCUCCGUCGGCCUCUGGCUUGCACCGCUGGCGAACAUCGAGAGAAAGCACGAUGUACGCUUCGAUACGGAAUACAGAUCGCGUGGUUGUUCCAAUCAGUAUAUAAUUACGCACAAACUUACGGUCCAGAAUAUGCUGAGUAUGCACGACUAUUAUCAGGCCUCCUUAGGCGCACUGUGUCCUAAAGAAUUUAGGAAUCGCAUGAGUUAUCAGUAUAAUUGGACCGUACCACCCAGUCAGUGCUGCAACAGACAAUCCAGUAUCCCUUAAUGCGACAAGGAGAUUUCUACAACGUUCUAGUCGCGUUUUUUAAUAUACUUGCUCAGAAAACAUGUUUAUCUCAUAUACAUUUAUAACGGCUUCUACAAUAUUUAUAAACCUUCUAUUUAUGUUCUGAUUUAUCUUCAUUAGGAUAUAUUGAUACCAAAUGCUAUAAAAAAGUAGCCAUUUUUAAGAAUAAUUCAAACAGUAUUAUUGAAGAAAGUUGCGAAAGUUUAUAGCGAACAGACUUCGCGACAUUUCGUUAAAAGAAUUGAAGCAAUUUCAAAUCUAAAUUUUAUUCAUUACUCGAGCAUAAUUGUACGAC